AAUGCUUUUUUGCUUUAUGUUGUAAAUAAAUGUGCCUGUACUUUACAUUUUUAUUUUAGUUGAUGUGUUAAACAUUUUAAUGCAGUUUGCAACAUAAACUUUGGGAUCAUGGAGUUAAGUGAGGUGAAGGAAGCAGCACUGUUGUCCUGGGUUAACGGCGUGUGUCCAGAGGAACCCGUCUGGAAAAUCCUUCAAAUAAAGGAUGGGCAACUCCGGAGGUUUGCCUACAAAGUAUGUGGGAAAAUGUCUUGUGAAACGUUGUUGGGGCCACCAUUUUUAGAAACUAUUGAAAUCAUUUUCAACAUACUGAUGGACGACUUCUGCUUUAACAGAGGACAGAGUGCAGUUAUCUCUACGAAGAUAAGUGAAGGAAUUGACCUUGAGCUUCAGCUCGCCAAGGUGGUUCUUGUCCUCUGUCAUUGUGAUUUUAAAGUAAACCGCACGAUUCCUGAUUUAGACGUCAAGACGGAGCUGAUGAUAUCAUCGAUGUUUCGCUUUAUAAGAGAUGAUGUUGAUGGUCUGUCUUUAGAUGAAUGCCUAGAUGCGUUUCUAACCAAAGACUGCGUCUUAAAUUUAUCCGUCAGUAGUGAGAGCAGCCUCGAUUCAUUUUGUACUGGUGAUGAGUCUCCGUUCUUCGGCUGUUUUCACAGUCCUCCCAGAGACCAACUAGAAAAAGAGCUGGCCAAUCAGAUAAGCAUCAUCUCUGAGAAAGAGGGUAUCAUCUCUCAACUGCAGCACCGGGUGGAUCAUCUCCUACAAAAAAUGGGAGAAUUUAAGAAGGGUCAUGAUGUAUAUCAGCUGGAACUUCAGGAGAAGAAAGCUUGUCUUCUCCAAAGAGUGCACGAGAUUGUAAAGCAGUGUCAAGAUUUCAAAACCAGCAGCUCUCAGAAAGAACUCAAGAUUAAUGAGCUGAAAGAGGAAAACGCAACUCUUGCUGCUCAGGUCCGAAAUGCUUUUGCCCAGCUGAAGAGAGCCGAGGAGGAGAUUGCUAAACUCACACUGGCUUGUGAAAUGUCUCAGUCUAAAUGGGAGAAUGAGCUGAAUGAGGCUGUCACACACAGGGCUUUGACCAAAAUUGAGAGCCUCCAGAUAAAAGUUCUGGAACUGACCGAGCAAAUCUCUUUGAAGGAUGAUGAAAUCAGGAAUUUAAGUAAUGGGAAUGACUCUCUAAACCACGAGCUGAAGCUUGUGAAGGAUCAAAAGGUUGAUAUAAAUGAAGUGAUCAAAUCAAUUCGUAAAGGACAUGAGGAUACUAUUAAGAAACUUCAGCAAGAACUUUGCUGUGCUGCUUUAACUGCAUCAAAGAAACAGGAAGACAUUAUGGUUCUGUCAGCUGAAGUAACACAUCUAAAAGAAAAGAUCUGUCACUACAAUGAAAACGAACAUCAGAAGCAACACGAGUUUUCUGUUUUAGAGGCAGAUCACAAAGUGCUGAUGGAAAACAUGACUUCUCUUCAGAACCAGUUAGCUGAGGUUAAAACAAUGAGUGCCCAGAAGGAAUCUGAGCUCCUCUUGCUUCAGCAGCAACUUUGCCAUCAAGAAACCCAGAGAAAAACAACUCUGGAGCUUGAGACAGCCAGGUGUGAGGAGCUUGAGAAGACUGUGAGUCAACUUCAGGCAAAAGUCCUAGAGAUCUCCUCUGUUUCCUCUGAGAGGGAAGCUUGUUUGACUUCUUUUCAGAAUGAGAUGACGGAUCAAGAGAGGCUUAGAGCUAAACUGGAGCUGAAGGUGGAGGGACAAAGUGUCUCCAUCCUUGGUUUAAAUGAUAUUGCCAUAAAAUGGAAGCAGCAAUGUAAACAGCUUUUGGAGACCGUGAAGAUAAUGUUGGAGAAAAUCAAUCAUUACAACUAUAACAAACAGCAGCUGGUGAAGGCUCAGGAGAUGAACAAGUCUCUUAUGAACUCCCUAGAGGCCAGCAGGAGAGAUAUCGAAGCUCUGAAGAAUGAACUGACACUGGCUCGCAGGGAACGAGACCAGGAGAAAGACAAAGUCGAACGCUUGCAGACUCAAGUAAACCUUUCUGUCAGGCGUCUACAAAAACAGAGGAGGGUGAAUGAUGACAUUGACUACCUUAGAGUCCCAGAAGAAUGGCAGGACAACAGCAAGUUCAAUGAUUUGCUCAAUUCUUACAGCCAUUGGGCACCGUCUGGUGAGACCAGCACUCUGCAGAAGACACCGGGAAGUGUUAAAGCAAAGGAAUCUGUUUGUAGUCCACGCUCUUCCCAAUGUCGGCACGAACUGGCGGCCCAGCAUUUCAGCCCUGUCUCUACAAAUCUCUUCAGGGGAAAUGAUGUAACUGCAACUUCAUCUAAAACAAAUGAACUUCAAGAGAAUGAAACAAAGCAUGCUGCAGAUGACUUGAUGCGCAUCGCUGAACUGCAGGCACGAAACAAAGCCUGCCUACCUCACAUGAAGAGCAGCUACCCGCUGGAGUCCAGGCAUAAUAUGGGACUUCCAUCUUUAACAUUAACGGAUGAGGUCCUGCGGAUGGGUAGCCCACAAGAGACCAUUCAACUUGCUGCUUCACACCUACGUUCAUCACAAAAGAUGCGUAGCUUGCAUGCUCGAAAUCGCUCACCUGAGAUGAAUGAGUCGACAAGCUGCUUCUCUCAGACGACUGCAAAGGGCAGGCAUGAGAAAAUGCAUCCAGUCUGUAAGGCUAAGCAAAAGCAACAUGUGGUGUUCACGAUUCCUAACACUCCAAAGCCCGGCAGUGUUGGGACUUUGCUGCAUCGUGGUAGGAUCUUUAAGAACUCCUGCAAAUCUGCCACAGCUUCCAGUCAUGUCCUGCGCUCAACGCUGAGAAAGUCUCCAUGUAGCAAACCUCUCAGGUCGCCUUAUGUGAAGAAGACUUCACGCUAAAUUGAUGGCUUUUCCACCUCCAAUUAUAUUUAUUAAGGUUUUAAUUAUUUCUAAAUAAAACAGUUUUGUAUGUUUUUUUUUAUUGAUUUGUGUUUUAUUAAAGGUUAAUUUUCCUGUUAACCAUCAAAUAAUGUAUAAGGAAAGUUCUGCUGUUAAGAAAUAUGUAGGUUAGUAUAUUAUAUUAAAUUUGCUUUGUGUAGGUUUUCUUAAAAACAAAAAAAUCAUGUUUUGGGCAUGUUUUCUCAUAGACUGUGCAACGUAUGUAUUCUGGGGGGUACACAUAACUUUUUGGUCUGGUUCUCAAAGAAACACCUGGGAUCUCAUUAAUAAAACUGUGCGUAGGAUCCUUACUAAAAGUCUAUGUACACAAGCCAAAAAUGGCAUAUGCCAAAAAAUAUUACGACUUAUAAAACAAUACCAACGUUCCCUUUAGAAGUCACACAUCACCUGCAACUGUGUUUACGUAAAUCAUCCUCAAAUCCUACCCUGCAAGCCCAUUCUCCAAGUUUGUUUUUUAUAGAUCACUUCCUUUGCAUGGGAACUGGCCUACGUACGUUUCCAGCCCCGUUUUGUGCAUACGCAAGCUUUAUAAAUGAGGCCCCUGGAGAUGUUGCUUGGUAUUCACACUAUUCAUGGCACAGACAUACUACAUGCUAUCAUCAUCACUUAUCUCCUGACUACUCUUUUCUUGGUUUAAACGUGAUAGACGAUGAUGUACGUAAAAUAAAAUAUGCCUGGUUGUUGUUUUUCAACCAUGCAACCUUUGUAAAUAACUACUAGCUUAACUCAUAUAAAUUUCAAAUAUUGUUAAAGCUAAGUAGAUGGUCAGUAAUAAAAAAUAAUCAAAUUAUGAGCAAUGGCACAAAUAAAUACAAUAGAACAAACAUACAAGUGAAACCAACAGUGCUGUUCAUGUUUUCAGGUAACGUUAACAGUACAGAAACUGAAUAAAGUAAUCAGAUACUACUCCAUAGUCUUUACUGUGUAAACUGUAGUUGUAGUGUAAACUAAAGUUGUUUAGUCAAGACAAGGAUAUUAUGAUUAACAUUAAGAAACAGCAUCAGGUUUAUACUCCAAAAAUGGGUGUACUCUCAUUUUAAACGCAUGGAUCCAAUAUAUUGUAACACACGCAUUUUAUUUCUCAACUGCUUAUAUUUAUUUAAUGUGUAAAAUACUUUUACAACUUUAAUCCGGGCAUUUUGAGAUAAUUUUGUUUUAAAAUGUCGGCUCAAGUGCAAAAAAAAACUGACUCGGUUGGCAUUUGCGCACUGUCUUUACCAUUUGCUUGUACUAGCAAGCUGUCUGAAUCCUUGAGAUGUGGAUCGCGCAAACAAAACUUAACAAACAACGCGUAAGUAAAGUAUUGAAAUCUUGAAUUUUUAAACUGGCCAAUCAGGCCAGUUAGUGAUGUUGCAUCGCUGGUAGGGACACUCCACUUUUUUUAAAAAUAUGCUCCCCUAGAGUUAAACAUUUUAUUUUUACCGUAUUGAAAUCCAUUCAGGCGAUCUCCAGGUCUAGCGGUACCACUUUUAGCAAAGCUUAGCAUGAUCCAUUGAAUCUGAUUAGACCAUUAGCAUCUCGCAAAAAAAAUAACCAAAGAGUUUCCAUAUUUUUCCUGUUUAAAACUUGGCUUCUGUAGUUACAUCGUGUACGAAGACCGACAAAAAAUUAAAAGUUGCGAUUUUCUAGGUACAUAUGGCUAGGAACUAUACUCUCAUUCUGGUGAAAUAAUCAAGGACUUUGCUGCUGUAACAUGACUGCAGGAGGCGCAAUGAUAUUAUGGAGUUCCCGAAAAUAGUCCCCUGCGAUUGAAAGUUACCACUCCAUGGGAGCUUGAAAAUUAGCAUAUUUAAAAAAAAGUGGAGUGUCCCUUUAAUUAUAAUUACCAAUGAUGCAUGGAGAAAUCCCUCAUUUUGUGGUAAAUUAGGGAACUAUGUAACAAAACUCCAGCAACAUUUGGUACGCAAAAGCACCUUUUAGGGCAGUGUCUGGUGCACAUUGUUUAUUUCAAUUGCACAUAUGCACCAGUUAUGUGCACCCCUGUGUAUUGCAACAGUUUACAAACAAAUACCUAAUUGUGUUUGUGUAACAA
This is a messenger RNA of Paramisgurnus dabryanus, 4954 nucleotides long. RefSeq lists its product as uncharacterized. Gene Ontology annotation, molecular function: microtubule binding. Gene Ontology annotation, cellular component: spindle pole; spindle microtubule; centrosome. Gene Ontology annotation, biological process: establishment of mitotic spindle orientation. NCBI's taxonomy places the organism in Eukaryota, Metazoa, Chordata, Actinopteri, Cypriniformes, Cobitidae. The record is from RefSeq and is a predicted model, not a curated record.